GAUAAGUAGACAUAUACUUCCUGGAGAAACCCUCAUAUUCAACUUUAAGGAGUCAUAGUUCCUGGAUAUUUCUAGGCACCACGAAGAUAGCCUUAAGAGAACCAGAACCCAACCACAGGGCCUGUCCCCCCCUUCCCGAAUUUGGUACGGUCCGACCCGUCCCCUUCUCGAGGCGCGUUAACGUCAUUCCGUUUCCGGCGUCUCGCGCAGUUCCGCCAUGGCCUCCGAGGAAGCGAGCGGUAGUCCUCGUAGGUCUCGGCGGGAGUCGGAGGGGCGCGCCCGGGGACAGGACAAGUAUUCAGUGCUUUUGCCCACCUACAACGAGCGCGAGAACCUACCGCUCAUCGUAUGGCUGCUGGUGAAAAGCUUCUCCGAGAGUGGAAUCAAUUACGAAAUUAUAAUCAUAGAUGAUGGAAGCCCAGAUGGAACAAGGGACAUUGCCGAACAGUUGGAGAAGAUCUAUGGGUCAGACAAGAUUCUUCUAAGACCACGGGAGAAAAAGUUGGGCCUGGGAACUGCAUAUAUUCAUGGAAUGAAACAUGCCACAGGAAACUACAUCAUUAUUAUGGAUGCUGAUCUCUCACACCAUCCAAAAUUUAUUCCUGAAUUCAUUAGGAAGCAGAAGGAGGGUAAUUUUGACAUUGUCUCUGGAACUCGCUACAAAGGAAAUGGAGGUGUAUACGGCUGGGAUUUGAAAAGAAAAAUAAUCAGCCGCGGGGCCAAUUUUAUAACUCAGAUUUUGCUCAGACCAGGAGCAUCGGAUUUAACAGGAAGUUUCAGGUUAUACCGAAAAGAAGUUCUACAGAAAUUAAUAGAAAAAUGUGUUUCUAAAGGCUAUGUGUUCCAGAUGGAGAUGAUUGUUCGGGCAAGACAGUUGAAUUAUACUAUUGGCGAGGUUCCAAUAUCAUUUGUGGAUCGUGUUUACGGUGAAUCCAAGUUGGGAGGAAAUGAAAUAGUCUCUUUCUUGAAAGGAUUAUUGACCCUCUUUGCUACUACAUAAAAGAAAGUUACUCACUAUACUUAUCAUGUUGAUUUCAUUUAAACAUAAAAGAAGCCUGGUUGCUGAUUUUUAUAAAAUGUACUCUUAGAGCAUAAAUCAUAAGGUAAGGUAAAUUUCAUACAAAUCUUUUUUCUGAGGAAACUCCAUUUUGUAUGUCAAAUGAAAUUAGAAAAAUGAACAGUGUUCUCAAUUUUCAUUUUGAUUUUGCUAUCUUAAGACUUGUAAAUAAAUGUACAUGGGGUUUUUUUGUUUUUUGUUUUUCAGAAAAUAUUGCUGCUUUCAUUAGAGUAUGUGCAGAAUUUUGUACAUGGGGAAGAUUUUGAAGUAUAUAAAGAACUGGACUCAUAGCUCUUUGUAAUAGAUGUCAGAAGCAAGAAAAAUGUUAAUUAUGUUCAUGAAAUAUAUAUGGCUAUUUCUGUAUUAAUGAAUAAGUAGACACCUCUGCCCCUUCUUCAAAAAUGUAUCUCAGAUUUCUUAAACUAGAUAAAAUAUGUUUAGGUCAUGAAUUUAGAGUUGGGCUGUUUGUAGCUCUUGAAUUGAUGAAGCAUUUCAUCUGUCACAGCAAGUCUGUUUAACAUACUGUGAAUUGGAAACUUGACAUCUCUUGAUUGCAUAGCUACUAUUUUUUCUAUCCUGAGCAAUAACUUCUAUCAGUAAGAAAAAAAUACUGAUGACAGUAAGGCAUCAGUAUUUUGAUGACUUCGAGACUUAGUUGCUAUAGUAAUUUUUAAACCUCUUGCUAAGCUGUAAGUGUUCCGCUGGUUAAAAUGCUCCUUAAGUUUAAGCUGUUCGUGAAAGCCAGCACAAAUGUUCUGUUUACCUACCUUCUCUAACCUAAGUGUUU
Molecule: messenger RNA, 1844 nt
Organism: Lutra lutra (Eurasian river otter)
Lineage: Eukaryota; Metazoa; Chordata; Mammalia; Carnivora; Mustelidae
Gene: DPM1
Product: dolichyl-phosphate mannosyltransferase subunit 1, catalytic
Exons: 9
Coding region: 218-1000 (260 amino acids)
Biological process (GO): protein O-linked glycosylation via mannose; GPI anchor biosynthetic process
Cellular component (GO): endoplasmic reticulum membrane
Molecular function (GO): dolichyl-phosphate beta-D-mannosyltransferase activity
Source: RefSeq, a predicted model, not a curated record